GUCGGUCGUGUGUCAGUCAGGUGAGGAGACAGUGAGUGAGGGAGUCAGUCGAGCAAGCGAGCGAGUCAGCGAGUGAGGGUGUGGGUCAGUUGGGGUCGUAGGUGGCCUGCUGCUGUUCGUGGCAAAAGGAGUAGUAGCACAUGUCGUGACACAACCGCUGAGCAGCGUGAAUCGACUCGGCGGUGCCUGCACACACACACAGAACAACAAAGACAGUCCUUUCCCUCCCUCCCUCUCUUGACAUGUGUCCGUGUGCUUGUGUGUGGUGUGCGUGCGGUGCGUACCUCUUAGCCUGAUCCAGUAGAGGUGUGGCGCUGAUCGGUCGGGCUUCAGGGGAGGGGCGAUGUGACACGUCUGCACCAAUGUCUGCAAUGCAGAUCGACAACACGCACACAUCGUCCGUCAUCCACACCAUGCAGUGGUAGUAGUAAAUGGUGUGGGUCACGUCAGUCACGUACCUUAAUGGUGUCGUGGUAUUCCUGCAAGAUCUCGAGCUGCGUCCUCGACACGAGCAGCUCCACACACUCGGACGAACGGUCACUCACAACACCUGACAGUGACAUACACACACACAUACAAAAAUGUAUAACAUGACAAUUAGAAGAGACAACAAAGCACGCAAAUGAGCGGUGUCGGCAAGCACACCAGUCUGAUCAGAGCAGCUCAGCUGCCAGGCUGCACUUCUGUCUGAGCAUCAUCUUUGCAUUGGCAGCGUCGCUGACUGUCAAUGACACUGUCCUCCCCUUCCUCACCAUCGGUGGGUGUGGCCAUUCGCCGCAGCAGGAAUCCUUGGCGAGAGCGUGUGCGCCCAGGCGUCGCACCAGCCUCCAUCGUGGCGAGUCGAGGGAGCGCGGCGGAUCACGCGCCACGGGAAACUGAUUACAUACGUCGAAAGCCGCAGCGCGAGCGGAGAGGGGAGAAGGGAAUGAAGAGGGAGCGGCGCGGCGAGAAG
Vitrella brassicaformis is the source of this 952-nucleotide messenger RNA. Lineage: Eukaryota; Vitrellaceae. The record is from the annotation of a GenBank genome assembly.